Penicillium verhagenii is the source of this 2340-nucleotide messenger RNA. Its product is annotated as Mcm10/DnaG-type zinc finger protein. Gene Ontology annotation, biological process: DNA replication initiation; DNA replication. Lineage: Eukaryota; Fungi; Ascomycota; Eurotiomycetes; Eurotiales; Aspergillaceae. Gene Ontology annotation, molecular function: single-stranded DNA binding; DNA replication origin binding. Gene Ontology annotation, cellular component: nucleus; replication fork protection complex. The coding region runs from base 1 to 2340 and encodes 779 amino acids. The record is from RefSeq and is a predicted model, not a curated record. The transcript has 2 exons.
AUGUUGGCCGAGACUGGUUGGCCGCCCAAGUCCCCACGCGACGCUCUGUUGAGCUCUCCUGGGGGCCGGAGGAAGUUCCAAGACAUGCAACGCCGACAGCUUCUCUCAUCGCCCUUAAAACGCUCCAACACAACCCCGAAUUUCCGAUCGAAGGCGAGUCAAGUAUUGGACGAGGAUGAAGAUGAAGUGGAAGAGGACGAAGAGACACUGGAACUGCGGCUCGCCGAGAUCCAGGCCCGUCUCAAGCUGAAACAACUCCAAAAAUCCCGGGGUCGGUCCGGGACUCUCACAUCUUAUACAGAAGGAGAUGAAGAUAGCUUUGGCUCGGGUCCGCACUCUCAGCGUCAGAUCAUGGCCCCGCCGAGAAGCCCCCCGCCUAGCCAGCGAAAAGCGCGGACAGAUGAGAUCCAGGUUCCUGUAUCACCAACCAGACGGCCAGCACCGGCUCCUGAGCCUUGGUCGCCUCGAAGGUACCAACUGGGGAUUGAUAAAGGACGGAAAGCAAGUGACGUGUCAUUGAAACGACCCCCGGUCCCAAGAAUGGAGCCAAGGCCCGCCAGUCAACUUGGAACGCGCAGCGGCGCAAUGUCUCGCUCAAGCGACAUAAUUCCAGCGAGACCUCAGACUUCCCCUGGCGGGGGAGGAAUCAAUCGAAUCAAAAGCUUUAGUGAGAGGAUGGCUGAGGGCCGAGCAGCUGAACAGGCUGAACAAGCCCGCCUGGAAAAAGCAGAAAGAGUGCACGCAAAUCGCAGCUCAGCUUUCCAGGUGGAUAAAAAAGAAAUCGAGAAUUUCAAGGCUACAGCUGCAAACGAACCGCAAUCGACACUUCCCUUGUCUAUGAAUCGAGACCCAGAGGAAUACGCAUUUAAUCGUGCCGAGAUUCUUCGAUCACUUAGCCGGCCAGGUGGGCUGAAACGCAGCCAAACAACCCCAAACAUGAACGAAGGCAGUGACUCUCAACAUAAGAACACCGAUGUGACAAAACGAACCCCGGACCCCUCAAAAUUUGAAUCUUAUUCAAAGUUGAAUCUAUCAAGCCGAAUACUACCACAUUCAUUCUUAACACGCACCCUGACUGAUAAAACUGUCCUCCGCAUACCCGAUCUUCUCAAGACCAUCAAAGGUCCGGCGUUUGAACUUCCAGAAACAAUUGACGGGGAUUUCGUGGUAGUUGGAAUUGUCGCAUCCAAGUCUGAACCCAGGCAGACGAAGUCGGCAGAUGGCUCAACAAACAAAAAGGUCGAUCCUUACGACGACGGCCUGAACAACACCAACCGAUACAUGGUUAUCACCUUGACUGAUCUCAAAUGGACAAUUGACCUGUUUCUGUUCGACACCGCAUUCCCUCGCUACUACAAGAUCACGGAAGGAACUCUUGUUGCAAUUCUGAACCCCAUAAUCCUACCUCCUCCGAAGCACAGGCUAGAUACAAAUCGAUUCAGUUUGGCCCUAUCCUCAUCAGAUGAUAAAGUUCUAGAGAUUGGCAAAGCGCAGGACAUUGGUUACUGCAAAUCAACAAAAAAAGAUGGCAAAAAUUGUGGGACGUGGGUAGAUGGUAGGAAAACUGAGUUCUGUGACUUUCACACCGACCUCCAGGUGCGACGCACCCAAUCUGUUCGUGCCGGGCUCAAUACCGGGGCGGGACAACUUAGCAUGGACAGUCGGACAGGAGUCUAUGAGCGUCGCAAAUGGACCAAUAAUCGGCAGGCCAUGCCAACCCCGAAAAAAGAAGGUCUCCAACCGAAGGGUGGUCAAUACGACUGGGCGAGCGGGUCAACAUACUUCGUGGCACCUGGUCCAAGAAACCGCGGCAACGGUCGUACCCCCUACAACCCCAUGAAUGAUGGACGUGGGGCAGCUGCUCUUGACAGAGACGAUGACCCCUUCAUCGCAGCUGGUAUGAUGGGAAGAGGCGCAGAGAACAAAGAAGAGCAGGUGCGCAGACGCCUUGCCGCGCAGCAACGUGAGCGCGACAUCACAACUAAGCUUAUAUCUGGCCGGACUGGCGGGUUGGGCGCUGAAUACCUCCGCACACGUACGGAUGAACCACCGUCUACCACUCAGAACAAUGGCAAGCCGUCCAACACACCAAAACCACCUCCGAGCAGUACCGAUUUCAAUCUGUCUAGUUUCGGCAGGGCCAAGAAUGUCAAGUUGGGUCCUAUGAAGCGCGCCCAUGACGGUGAUAAGCCCCAUGGCAGCGGUGUCAAAAAGACGCGUUUCAUCACAUCGAGGGGUAUCCGAGAAGCUGGUCGUGACAGCCUGGGCGGACCCGAGGCGACAGGAGGUCAGUUGCAGGUCCUUUCAGAUGAUGAUGACGAUGAGCUGGAGUUUGUUUGA